UGUUCGUCAGUGUCACCGCAAACAGUGGCUAACAAAGGGCAAUUCCAUGCAGCUAAGUUACAAUGUUGUGUUUAUUGUCUCGAUAUUUAUUUCUCCACAGUGUUUUAAUUGCUCAUUUAAUAUGGAACAGUUCAGUGGCUGGAGGGAGUAAAUUGAAAAUUGACGAUGAGUACUCUGAUAGUCCUAAUAGACAAUUCCACUGCUGCGCAAAACACCAGAAAAAAAUCGGCGUUGGACACGGUAUCUCAGGAGAGAUUAUAACGAUUGAUGCAGGUAUAUGUCGAAAAGUAUGCCCCAGACAUAAUACUGAUGAUCCGGGAGAUCCUAGUAGACCGGCUGUUCAAAGAUGUCCACUUCAUUCGCAAUGUCAUCCACGAACAGCUCGGAUGGAGCGAAUUUCCACUCUUCAGGGAGUAAAAAUAAUCGAAACUGUCGACACAUGUGACUGCUGGCAAGAAUCAGGAUGUGCACGAGUGUCUUUCGAACAAUUAGUUCACUCUGGAACUCCGUAUCAAGUAGCAAUGGACAUAGGACGAUGUCUAGGGUUGUGUUCCAAAUCCCUGACAUGUCAACCCCUCAAAAAUAGUACGGUCAGCGUCAAGGGGCCCAAUGGCGAUGAAAUUUAUCAAAUUAUUGACAAAUGCGGCUGUGCCAACAAUUGUCACAGAAUGGACAGAACCGAAAGCGUUCUUGACUACAGUCAACUAGAGAUAAAACCGGGAAUCAACACAAGUGACGUGAAACCAGUUAUCAGGCACAUAAAUGUAGGUCAGUGUGUGGGUUUUUGCCCGGGUAAUGAAACCGAGACAUGUCUUCUUAGAGAUAAAAAAGAGCCAACCAGAUGCCUAGCGGCGCUUUAUUCAAAACAUCACAAUUGUACACCAGCCAGAUUCAAAGUUCACGAAUACAGGACACGCAGAGGCUCCAAACGGGAAAUAAUUCAAAUUGUCGAGUGUACCUGUAUAUUAUAGAAUGUAAAAUCUAUGUGGAAAAAGACGAUUCAACGAUGAUGAAAAACAUUGGUUGCUAUAAAAAAGACGACUUUAGUCUGACGUUCACUUCAUUCCCAUCUGGUAGGUACAGGAGAUGACGAAUUACUUGAUCUCAUGGUCGUGUCCUCGAAGAUCUUUUGGAGCUACGUCACUAUUUCUUUCUUUUCUUUCUCCCUCAUUAUUCUUGGAAUGUUGAAUAGAGGAUCUCGCGUUUCUCUUUAUUUAAUCCUAUAUGGGGAAUUGGCGGUAUAAUAUUCUUCGGGAUUCUACCGUCGAGUUUCGAGACGUGUUGUUCCUCGAUGGGAAUCACGUUCUGUUGGAUCAAUUAAUUUUACAUUAGCCCUUUGUUCUGUUAUUCUAUUUGAUAUGAAACUGAUGAAACGGUUCAACUAUACAUAGAUUAGUGAUUCUUGGAGAA
This is a messenger RNA of Diachasma alloeum, 1410 nucleotides long. RefSeq lists its product as uncharacterized. The coding region runs from base 63 to 971 and encodes 302 amino acids. NCBI's taxonomy places the organism in Eukaryota, Metazoa, Arthropoda, Insecta, Hymenoptera, Braconidae. The record is from RefSeq and is a predicted model, not a curated record. The transcript is spliced from 6 exons.